CCAAUCCAUUGGGCCGUUGACCCAGCAAAUCUAAUUCCAUAUCACUCGGUUCGACCCGGUAACCCUUCUCAAAAGUUCAUCGUUACAAAACAAAAUUUCCCUUUUCUUCGCGUUCACCGUACAGCAUCUCUGCAAACCCUCAUCGCAGAUCCCAGCGAGAGAACUCCCUCUACCUUAUCGAAUCGCCAUGGAUUAUGGAGCUCGAAGAAGAGGUCAAGGAGGCAUCUUCGAAGGUCUCUACAGAGUCAUCAUGCGCCGUAACUCCGUUUACGUCACCUUCGUCAUCGCCGGCGCUUUCCUUGGAGAACGGGCUGUGGAUUAUGGAGUCCAUAAGCUCUGGGAAUACAACAAUGUUGGGAAACGAUAUGAAGACAUUCCAGUGUUAGGACAGAGGCAAUCAGAGGAAUGAAAUCAUCCUGCUCUUUCUGGAUAUUUUGAAGUUGUUAUUGAGGAUAGGGUCUGAGCAUAUAUCAAUUAGGUAGCAAUGCUCAUUGUUGCAAUAAAAUGUUAUUUGUUUUGGUGGAACAUAUUUGUUUCUUAACCAUGAGCUGGUUGAAUUGAAUCAUCUUUGAAAAUUUUGGAUUAUUAUUCAGAAUUGAUGGAUGGCUACGAUGUAUACUGAUCUACUUCUUGCAUCACUGUCCGAUUUGUGAUUGUUGAAUGUAGAUUAAUCUCAGCAUGAAUGACU
Messenger RNA from Durio zibethinus, 688 nucleotides. Its product is annotated as cytochrome b-c1 complex subunit 9, mitochondrial-like. NCBI's taxonomy places the organism in Eukaryota, Viridiplantae, Streptophyta, Magnoliopsida, Malvales, Malvaceae. Gene Ontology annotation, biological process: mitochondrial electron transport, ubiquinol to cytochrome c. The record is from RefSeq and is a predicted model, not a curated record. Gene Ontology annotation, cellular component: respiratory chain complex III.